AAACAUGCUCUCUCAGUCAGGCCGAAGUUAGAGCCGGUUGUGCGACAUCUCCCUUUGGCCACUUUCCAAUUACUUUUAUUUUCCUCUCCAUCAUUGGUCGCCUUGGAGGCCGCUCUCUUCCCGCGCGGGCACUCCCGGAGAGGGGCGGGCCUGACAGGGCAUUGCUAAGCGACAAAGAUGCGCGCGGGGUCAACCCAGUGAGGGAGCGGAGCUCGCGGAAGCGCCCAGGUGGUUGCGGGAUGGACCGCAGUCUGCCAGUUUUCUCCAUCCAAGACAGCCCCUUUGAGGAUACUCCUCUGGAUCAAAGCCACUACUGGCCAUCCCAAAGCCAGACCUGGCACCCCAAGACCCUGAGCCCAUCUAGGUCCCAGAGGUCCAGAAGCCCAGAAGCUCCCAAGGCUCUGGCCACAGGUCCCAACUCCUCUGAACUGUUUGAAGAGUCCUGGCCAUCCAGCUUAGGGACCCCUUCCCCACCCAGCACCACAGAAGGACAGAUGGGAGCCUCCCCAUCACCCAUCCUGGUUGACAGCAGGGAGUCCGUGGUAGCCAAGUACAUAAACCGGUUCCGCCAGGCUCAGCCCACAAGCCGAGAGGAACGCCACCCUGCAGGCCCAACCCCAGCUGACUUUUGGUGGCUACGGCCUGAAUCUCCGGACACCAGCACUCAACUUGCAGCAGCAGGAGCCAGUGAACCAGAAGGAAGACCCAACACAGCAGUCCCAACUCUUGCCAAGGUGGCCAGCGCAUCUCAGGCUAAGGCUGUGGCACCCCUUCAGGAAAUGAAGCAGAGCCUCAACACAUGGAACUCAUCCCUGCUGGACCUGGAGACACUGAGCUUGCAGAGCAGAGCUGCCAGGCUGCUCAAACGCAGCAAGGCCUCCAUCUCCUCCUCUUCACUCAGCCCGAGUGAUACCAGUAGCUCCUCGUUCCCAGUCAGCUCUGAUGGCCUCUCUCCCUUCUCCGUGACCUUGCCCCCUGACUCCAGCAAGGGCUCUGACCUCAAGGCACAAGCAGCACCAGCACCUGCCCCCAUCCCUGCUCCAGCCCCGGUCUCCUCCCAGGCACCCCUGCAUCCAGAGGAUGACAUUCUAUACCAGUGGCGGCAGCGGCGAAAGUUUGAACGGGCUCGAGGAGGGCAGGGUGAUGGAACCUGGGUGCUACCCCAGACUCCUGCCCUCACCACUGCAGUCCCUGCCCCUGUUUGUCUACAGGCCCUUCCUACCCCUGCAGAGACCCUUGGCUCCCUGGGAACCCAGCCUACCUGCGUCCCACGUUGGGCCAGUGUGGCCCGGCCUGGGCCCCUGGAGGCCUUCUAUAUGGAGAGGCCUCCUAUUCCCCCAGGGUUCUCUCCACACAUCUUUUGGGGCCCCAGCCCCCCUGGGUUCUUCUGGACCCCACAGUCUGGACCUUGGGUAUCUCUCGGGGCCAUUCCUCCCACACCCUCUACCCCUGCGCCUCCGGCUGCCACCCCCAUGUCCCCGGCCUCCACCCCGGCACCCGCAGCCUCCACCGUCCCGUCCCCAGUCGCCCCCCAGGACCCGCCCACUCCUGCGCAAAGCAGCGCGGCCCAGCCUGAGAGGCAGGACCCCAAGCCUCGGAGUAGCAGAGCCCCGCGCCAGGAGUCCGCUGGGACAGUCUUGGCAGCCGACGAGGGACCUGGCCCGCAGCUCCGAGGCGCCCUGGGCCAAGUAGUAUCCGCUCGGCUCUUCCCGGACAGCCUGGAGGACACGCCCCCUCACCUUGAGGGCCCAUCUCUGCCCGAGGCUGAAUCUCUGAAAGUCAAGGCCGCACACCCCCAAACCAAUAUUGCGCCACCUCGCUCCGAGGUCACGCCCCCUCUAUCUGGAUCACGAUUUUCCAAGGCACAGACUCCGCCAAGUCGGUCUAAAGCCGAGUCUCGGAAAGCCAAGGCCACGCUCCCCCUAGCGGUGUGGGAGCCUCGGAAAGACAAAGACACUCCCUUGGCUGAAGCUGGGGAUCAGCCGCCCAAGGUCCCGCCCCCUCCAGCUGAGGAGGUGUCCACUUGCGUUGAGGCUCCGCCCCCUUCCUUCGAGGCGGUGGCUACGCCCUUGUCCGCUGCUGAGCACGCCCCUUCAGAAGAGCUGCUCUGCCAGGCUGCCCGACUUCUGGAGGCUGCAGAAGACUCUGACGGCAGCGAGUUCCAGGACGACCCGGUACUUCAGUUGCUAAGAGUUCAGAGGGCGGAGCUGAGACGGCAGAAAAGGAAAGUGGACGCCCAACUGUCACUCUUACUGGAGCACACCGAAGACCCAGGGACUUGGUCUCCUCCAGCCAGGUCACCCCCCAGGUCCCCAGGAAGGCGGCUGCGGAGGGAAGGAGCUUCACUUGAGACCAGACGACGUUGAAUUGUACUUAUUAUAGUUUUCCCAAUAAAAAUUUUUUUUUCCACGUUA
This is a messenger RNA of Ailuropoda melanoleuca (giant panda), 2414 nucleotides long. RefSeq names its product proline and serine rich 3 (gene PROSER3). The record is from RefSeq and is a predicted model, not a curated record. The transcript has 11 exons. NCBI's taxonomy places the organism in Eukaryota, Metazoa, Chordata, Mammalia, Carnivora, Ursidae. Bases 240 to 2366 code for a protein of 708 amino acids.